ACACUAAACCAGUCAUUACCUCAGAGUUUUAAGGGUAUUACUAUUUACCGGAGUUGGUGAUCCAGAUAAAACGUGAAGAUUAAUCUACAACUUUCUCACAAGUCACAAUGAAGAACCAGGCUGGGAAACAUAUUAUUCCAUAUUCACCAGGCUCUGCAAUUCCUGUUGAGAGGCCUCUAAGAGGAGUGCUAGCUAGCCAUUGCCAUGCAUCACCAAAAUUCAGAUGGGGUAGAUUUGAUUCAGUAUUUAGUAGGAUGAACAGCUUCAGUGAAAAAAUAGAUUCUUUAGCAGAAGGCAUCAGAGAGCAUGUGAGAAUAAGGUCCAUAACUGAAACUAUGAAAGGGAAGUUGAGCUUAGGAGCAAAAAUCUUACAAGUAGGUGGAGUGAAGAAAGUGUUCAGACGAAAUUUUAGUGUGAAAGAAGGGGAGAAGCUAUUGAAAGUUUGUCAAUGCUAUUUGUCGACCUCAGCAGGUCCAUUGGCAGGGCUUCUCUUUAUUUCCACUGAUAAGGUUACCUUCUGCAGUGAAAGAUCGAUCAAAGUUUCUUUCCCUACUGGAGAGUUUCACAGAAUACGUUACAGGGUCGUCAUCCCACUUGGAAAGAUCAAGAAAGUGAAUGAGAGCGAAAAUAUGAAGCAGCCUUCAAGGAAGUACAUGCGGAUAGUUACAAGAGAUGAUUUUGAAUUCUGGUUUAUGGGACUCUUGAAUUAUGCAAGAACAAUCAUAUCUAUUCAGAAUGCCGUCUCUCAUGCACAAUGAAUUGAACUCGGAUCAAAAAUCAGCAAAAUGUAUUAUACCCUGAAUCUCUGAUGCAACUGGAAAUACACUAAGCUAUGUAGUUAGCAGUGCACUAGUAGUAAGUAGUAACCUAGCUUAGGGUGUACAUAUUUUGUUUCUUAAAAUUCAUCUGCCUUGAUGAAAAGAUUUGCUUGUAAAUGAAGAUGUCAAAAUUUGUUUAUAUAAUGUGUUUCCCCAUGAUUCGGUUGC
Molecule: messenger RNA, 986 nt
Organism: Daucus carota subsp. sativus
Lineage: Eukaryota; Viridiplantae; Streptophyta; Magnoliopsida; Apiales; Apiaceae
Product: GEM-like protein 4
Exons: 3
Coding region: 108-758 (216 amino acids)
Source: RefSeq, a predicted model, not a curated record